CUUUGUUUACGGCCCCCCGGGCAGGUGGCUCCUCGUCCUCUUCGCUGGCCUCGGACCCGGAGCCGGCUGAACGUCCGCCAGUCCUUCUGUUCGUGCUGCGAGGAGCUGCUGGGGAUGGCAAAGAUGAAGACAAACUUAGAGCAGGAGGUUGUUUCGUCGCUCUUUUAAUCUUUUUUGAGAAUUGGUUUGGAAGAUGAACCCCAACAGUCUUUUUGGGGGACAGCAAUCCAGUAUGUUCUCCUCCUCUCCCAGUGGCUCCCUGGGAACAUUUCAGGUUCAGCCACCAUUUCGAUUUGGUCAGCCCUCGCUUUUUGGACAGAACGCUGUGGGCUCAGGGCAGAACACAGGAUUUGCCCAGACUUCCGGGGGGACCCAGUCUUCCCCAGGAUCUACGCUAGGAUUCUCAGCCAACUCCGGUAUCGGGUCUCACUCUGUGCCGGCCCCCCAGGCUCCUGUCUUCACGGCGGCUUCCGGACCCCCCAGUACAUCUGCCCCCAGCAAUGCGGGAUUCAGUUUCAAGACGCCCACCAAUAUCGGAGCUUUUCCCAGCACCCCCAGCUUUGGGCACGGUAGCGGGGAAGCAUCCGGUUUGGGCCGAUCUGAGUUCAGCUUUAAGCCUCCUGAAAGCGCAACCUUCAGACCGAUCUUUGGGGCAGAAUCGGAGCCGGAGAAGACCCAGAGCCAGAUCACUCCGGGCUCUUUCACCUUCUCCCACCCAGUUAGUGGUGGGCCUGAGGCGCUGGGCUCCUUCACGUUUUCCCAGGGCUCAAGUAGCUCAGGCACCAGCCCAAGUUUUACUUUCUCCAAACCAACUAGCAACUCUUCGACUUUUGCCUCUGUAAGUCAGAAUGUGGAGGAGGAAAAGAGGGGCCCUAAACCAGCAUUUGGGAGUUCAGGGAGCAGCUUCACGAGCUUCGCAUCCCCAGGCUCUGUAGGGGAGCCCUUUUCUAUGAGCAAAGCAGUGGGCAAGCUGGGAAGGGAUGAUGCUGGUGGCCAGGGAGGGUUGCUGUCUGGGCACGUGAAAGGGCUGAAAAGGAAGGAAGACCACGACCGGUCACCCAGGAGACGAGACUACGACGCCGUAGAUGACGUGGAGCUCUUGUCACGGGGAGAUCAUCCUCCAGAGAAGCGUCCCCCCCGCCUGGCUCGCCCGCGGGGCGGCGGCUUGUUUGGGCGGACGCUGCAGGACAUGCUGAGGAGCAACAAAGAAGGCGGCCGCCUGGGAAGCAAAGAAAUAAAAAAGGAAGUGGGGAGUUUAGAAUCCGGCGAGACGGAUCACGGCGCUGCAGCGGGCGCGACCUCAUCCAUCUUGUCCAUCCCCCGGCUGAAGGAGGAGGAAAUGGAUGGCAAAAGCGGCCAGGAAGUGUCCGCCAACAGGGUUACCCCUUCCCGCCGAGGGAAGAAGGAGAGCGUGGAUAGCUCUAGCAGCCUGUCACCCAGCGAGCUCACCGCCAUUCAGUGCAAGAACAUCCCCAACUACCUCAACGACAGGGCGAUCUUGGAGGAGCACUUUGGUCGAUUUGGGAAGGUGCAGCGCAUCUAUCCCCGGCGCAACCGAAAGCUCGCCAUCGUGCACUUCUCAGACCACGCGUCUGCUGCCCUGGCUCGGAAGAAAGGGAAAGGCUUGCAUAAAGACGUACUCAUCUUCUGGCACAAGAAAAAAAUAAGUCCCAGUAAGAAGGAUUUUUCCCCAAAGGAGAAAAAGUCAAGUGAGGGGGAAGCUAGUCAGAGCUGUGAAGACUCGCCUUUCCAGCGCUCCCCGCUGCGCAAACCCCUCUUGAGACCUGCCACUGGCGGUAGCAGCAGCCUUCUGAGUAAAAGUUCUCCAGUUAAGAAAUCAAGCCAUACCAAGUCUCUGCAGUUUGAGGGGGAGCCCUUUGAUUCUGGGCCUGAGAUCCCGAGCUCAGACAACCUGGGACUGUCAGUGACCACCCUCAGCACCUUGAUGGGCACGGUGGCCGAGACGUCGGAGGACAAGUACCGCCUCCUUGACCAGAGGGAUAAGAUCAUGAGGCAAGCUCGCGUCAAGAGAACGGAUCUGGACAAAGCGAAAGCCUUUGUUGGGACGUGCCCAGACAUGUGUCCUGAGAAAGAGCGGUACAUGAGAGAGACCAGGAACCAGUUGAGCUCUUUCGAAGUGAUCCCUGGCACAGAUCAGGUGGACCAUGCGGCGGCAAUAAAGGAAUACAGCCGCUCCUCAGCUGACCAGGAGGAGCCUCUGCCUCAUGAGCUGCGUCCCUCAGGGGUGCUCAGCAUGACCAUGGACUACCUCGUCACUCAGAUCAUGGACCAGAGGGAAGGGAGCUCGCGCGACUGGUACGACUUUGUAUGGAACAGGACCCGCGGAAUAAGGAAGGACAUCACCCAGCAGCACCUCUGUGACCCCCUCACGGUGUCGCUGAUCGAGAAGUGCACCCGCUUCCACAUCCACUGCGCGCACUCGAUGUGUGAGGAGCCCAUGUGCUCAUUCGACGCCAAGAUCAACCAUGAGAAUAUGACCAAGUGCUUGCAGAGCCUGAAGGAGAUGUACCAGGACCUGGCUAACAAGGGCGUCCUCUGUGCCAGUGAAGCGGAAUUCCGAGGCUACAAUGUUCUGCUCAAUCUCAACAAGGGUGACAUCCUAAGAGAGGUGCAGCAGUUCCGGCCUGAUGUCCGAAACUCCCCUGAGGUGAAAUUUGCAGUCCAGGCUUUUGCGGCCCUGAACAGCAACAACUUUGUCAGGUUCUUCAAGCUGGUGCGGUCUGCCUCCUACCUGAAUGCCUGCCUCCUGCACUGCUACUUCAAUCAGAUCCGUAAAGAUGCAUUGCGGGCUCUCAACGUGGCGUAUACAGUGAGCACUCAGAGAUCCACGAGCUUUCCCUUGGAUAACCUGGUGCCCAUGUUACUGUUCAGAGAUGCCGAGGAAGCGACUGACUUCUUGAGUUACUAUGGCCUCAGUGUGUCUGAUGGCUGUGUUGAGCUUAAUCGGUCCGCCUUCUUGGAACCCGAGGGCUUAUCCAAGGCAAAGAAGUGCACUUUUAUCACUGAGAAGCUCACUGUCUCCGUUGGAGAGGUGGUGAAUGGGGGGCCGUUACCCCCCGUCCCUCGUCACAUCCCGGUGUGUAGCUUCAAUACGCAGAACAAAUACGUGGGAGAGAGCACGGCUUCUGAGUCUGCUCUGAGUGGACAGAAACCCAGUAUGGAGAGUGGAGGAGGUGGGAAGAUGGAAGAAGCCAGCCCUGGGACCGAAGUGCUGGCGUUGCGUGUUCCGCCGCAGCCCUUGCUCUCCCCGCCUCAGCCGCUGCUGACCCAGACUGCCGGGCUGCCGCCAGCCCUCGUGGCUCCUGCACCUGUACUGCCGUUGGCUUCCUCGUCAUCUCUGUUCCAGCCCGUCGGGCAGCCCGAGCUGCCUCCCCCCAAGCCUCGGCCUAGCUACACUGAUACGGACAUCAUGGGGGUCAUUGAAGACCUUAUCCAGGACGUCCUCAGAAGCUACUGUGAAGAAGUCGGCCGGGCCGGGGCUGCCUACGCUGCUGCAGCCUUGGGGGUUUCCAAAAUGGUCACAGAGGAGGUCUUGGCCACAGCCACAGUGGACAUGUUGCGGCAGAUCGCUGCUGACGAAGUGAACAAAGAAAGAGCAAGAAUUAAAGAAGAACAGAAAAGAGUUGAAGAACAAAGACGGAGGCGGGAGAGAGAGCGCUUGCUGGCCCAUCUGAGCCAGGUGCUGGCGGCUGAGCUGAUGGAUCUCGUGGUGGCCGAAUGUGUGCGUGAAACCUCUUCCCGAGAGCUGAAGAGCGCCAUGGAGACCGAGAGGAGGGCCCGCGUGGCCCGCUGUUCUGAAGACGUCUGGGAUCGUCUCAUGGACCUGUUCUUGGCCGAGGAGAUUUUCCAGAGUGCCCGAGAGACCCUGCAGGAACUUCAGUGCUUCUGUAAAUACUUGCAGCGGUGGAGGGAAGCCGUUGCAGCCCGGAAAAAACUCAAGAGACAGAUGAGAGCAUUUCCUGCGGCCCCCUGCUGUGUGGACCUCAGCAACAGAUUGCAGGCCUUGUCCCCCAGUGCCGAGUGUCCCAUUGCUAAAGAGAACCUGGCCAAAGGAGUCCUGAAUCUGGGACACGCAGGAAAACUGGGCCUCUCCUGCACCAGGUUACGGUGGAUGAGAAACAAGACGAUACAUCAAAUGAAGGUUCAAUAUUUCUAUCAGCAAUUACUCAGUGAAGCCGUGUGGACCCCUCUGGACCUGCCAGCCCUUAUUGCCGAACAUUACCCUGGGCAGCGGGAACAGGUGUUCUGGAAGCUGGUGUUGGUGCUGCCCGACAGUGAAGAGCCCGCCUCUGGCUAUUCCAGCAGGAUUCUAGCGAACUGGCUGAAGGUCAAGUUCAUGGGUUACGAAGAUUUACAAAAGGGGACCCGUCACGCUUCCGAGGGGAUCCAGACGCUGACCCUGCUGAAUGCCUGUAGCACCAAAGGGAAUCGAACGGUCUGGGUCAACGUAUGCAUUAAGGUGGCCCACGGCCUGUUGAGCGACUCAGCCCUUGAUGCCACGGAGACGCAGAAGGACCUUCUGGGCACCAGCGGCCUUCUCUUCCUGCUGCCCGCCCUGGGCAAGAAUGUCGUGGUGGCCGAGGAGGACACGUACUGGCUCUCUGCCCUGCUCCAACUCAAACAGCUGCUGCAGGCGAAGCCUUUCCACCCGCUGGUGCCCCUGGUGGUUCUUGUGCCCGGCCAGGAGGGAGCCAGCGUGAGGGACGUGGAGGAAGGUCUGAUGCUUCAGGACUUGGUUUCAUCCCAGCUUAUCUCGGAUUACAUCGUGGUGGAGAUCCCAGCUGCCGUCAACGACCUCCAAGGCACCAACAGGGUGUCCCAGGCCGUCAAGUGGCUGGUGUCUCGCUGCCCCAGCUCCCUGGAGCUCUGCUGCCAGACCCUGCCCCAGUAUAUCGAGGACGGCAUCAGCCGUGAGUUCAGCGACCGCUUCUUCUACGACCGGAAGGAGCGGCGUGUGGCCGGCCUGGCCUCGCAGGAGCCCGGCGCCAUCAUUGAACUCUUCAACGGCGUGCUACAGUUCCUGGCGGACGUGGCCUCCUCCGAGCAGCUCUGCCACCUGUCCUGGCCCAUCACGGAGUUCGCCGAGCCGGGCGGCAACAAGAUGCUUCCUCACCUGCAGUGGAACGCGCCUGGCCACCUGGCCUGGCUGAAGAAGGUCAUUCUCUCCUUCCAGCUGCCCCACAUGGACCUCCCCCCGCCGGGCGCUCCGUGGCGUCUCGUGUGCAACAUGAUCUCCCAGUACGUCUCCCAGAUCCCGAGCUGUUGCCAGACGCAGCCCAUCCUGCAGUCUCAGGUGGAGAACCUCCUGAGUCGGACGUACGGCAAGUGGAGGAACAAAGACCUGUGGGCCUUGGGCGAGACGGGACCCUGCGUCGAGGAGAUUCCGUGGGACGACAUCAUCGCUCUGUGCAUUAACCACAAGCUGCGGGAUUGGAAGCCUCCCAGACUGCCCGUCACGUCAGAGGCUCUGAGUGAAGAUGGUCAGAUCUGCGUCUACUUUUUCAAGACCCACUUAAAAAGCUACGAGGUCCCCAGGUCCUGGGAACACGCCAGGCUGCAGACCCAGAAGGAGAUCCAGCGGCACGGCCACGGACGUCUGGGCAUAAAGCCUUUGCGCUCCGCCAAGAGCCUCUCCUCGUCGUGGCUCCACGUUCCCUACGGCGGGACCAGGACCCCAGAGAGCGGCCACGCCGGCCGCGUGCCCGACGCCGAGGAGCUGGCCCGCACCGCCUCGGCCGAGGAGCUGCUCCCGGGGCGCCUGAACGCCAGCCUUCAGCUGGAGAAGGAGGAGAGCAGGAGGUUCGAAGAUCAGCUGCGUCAUUGGCUGGCCGGAGACCACGAGCAGGGGUUGGACUCGAGCCCCCUCCCCGUCUACCUUCCUCAAGCUCUCGUAUCGACGCCUCAGACUCUGCAGCCCGUCCUCCGAGUGUCAGCGAGCAGCAGCCCCCAGGACCAGAAGGCCGCUGAGCGGCGGCGGCCGGCCCCGGCCAUGGUCGUGUCUCUGACCGACAAGCUGAGACACUUAGAAAGCCUGAUUCAUCGCACUCGAGAGGAGGAGCUCGUCUGUGAGCGGCACCUCUCCACCCUGUUGGACAUGGUGGACAUCUGACAAGCCGGGCAGCGGGGAGGGGGCCCCGGGGGCCGGGCUCAGGGCGCACACAAUAAUGUUCUCUGCGGAUGCUCGACCAGUGGCUGGGAGGUGGCUGUAAAUCAUGGAAAUAAAGACUGGGACUGUC
Molecule: messenger RNA, 6257 nt
Organism: Antechinus flavipes (yellow-footed antechinus)
Lineage: Eukaryota; Metazoa; Chordata; Mammalia; Dasyuromorphia; Dasyuridae
Gene: MCM3AP
Product: minichromosome maintenance complex component 3 associated protein
Exons: 29
Coding region: 194-6130 (1978 amino acids)
Biological process (GO): mRNA export from nucleus
Cellular component (GO): cytoplasm; transcription export complex 2; nucleus
Molecular function (GO): nucleic acid binding
Source: RefSeq, a predicted model, not a curated record